AUGGCUGCGAGUGUGACACAGGAGCACUCCAGGCAGCCAGAAUCCACGACCUACUGGACCGACAGCAAGACAACACUGUGCUGGAUCAGGACGGGAGCCAGGUCGUACAAGCCCUACGUAGCGCAUCGAAUCGCCGCGAUAGAAGAACACACACAGGCGAAUCAAUGGAGAUGGGUGCCUACGCGCUACAACGUUGCCGACGACGCUACGCGCGACGUUCCCGACAACUUCACGCGGGAACACAGGUGGUUCAACGGACCAGAGUUCCUCCGCGACCCACCCGAACCAUGGCCUGCGGAGGAAACACAGCUGAGCACCGACACGGAGCUGCCGCCCGCGUACUACAAGCAGUACAACGCUUCAAACAACGCGUCAACACGGUCCAUUACAAGAGGACCAAGGCGGCCGCAAGCGAGAAUCCGGAUUGAGGCGCAACGAAGCCGCGAAAAUGCGGCGAAACGAGUCGUACAAGCACCGGAGGAGCGAUUUGUGACGCUCCCAGCCGAGUUGCAAGAAGAGGCCGAGCGCAUAAUCAUAAAGGCGAGUCAGGAGGCCGCCUUCGAGGAAGAACUACGCUCGCUCGAAAAAGGAAAACCCGUGUCAAAAGAAAGCAGGUUGUACGCUUUGAGUAUAACAUUUAUUAACGAACUCAUUUGCCUCGACAGCAGAAUUUCAGCCGCCACGGGAGUAAGCGCCGCAACAAAGAACCCUCCGAUCGUCGAUGGCGAACAUCGGGCGACGAAACUGUGGGUGGAACAUGUCCACACACAACUCCACCAUGCAGGCGUGGAGAGCGUCGUCAAUUACUGUCGGCAGUACAAAUGGGUCAUUCGACUGCGCCCGACGGUCAAGGCGGUGGUCAGGAGCUGCGUCAAGUGCCGCCAGAGGGCAGCCACUCCACCGCAACCGAUAACGGGAGACUUGCCUCCCUGUCGACUGGCGCAUCAUCACCGGCCGUUUACAUACACCGUGCGGGCGGUGCAUCUCGAAGUGGUGCACUCCCUGAGCACACAAGGCGAUCAUGGCUCUGCGGCGCAUGACAGCGCGCCGCGGAGCCCCGCCGAGAUCUGGUCCGACAACGGGACCAACUUCCACGGCGCAGAAAAGGAGCUGCGCAACACCCUCCUCGCUGGCGCCGAACAAGAGGCGUCGCGGAGGGCGAUUAGAUGGCGUUUCAUCCCUCCGGGCGCACCAUUCAUGGGUGGCGCCUGGGAACGACUCGUGCGGUCGGUCAAGACCGCGCUGACGACGGUGCUUCACGAGCAGAGGCCACAUGAAGAGACGCUGUCGACACUACUCGCCGAGGUGGAGUUCACAGUCAACAGCCGCCCACUGACUCAUGUGUCGGUGAACCCCGAAGAUCCGGAGGCCCUGACGCCUAACCACUUUCUGUUGGGCUGUCAGGGCCCACUCGCCGCACCUAAAUUUCCAGCCGAACACGGCUACGGCACACAUGCCGACCUUCGAGCGUCGCAGCAGCUGGCCGACGCGUUCUGGACCCGCUGGCUACGAGAGUACCUUCCCGAGCUCCGCAACCGGCGGGAGCCCCGCAGCAAGGGACCAGAGCUACACAUCGGCGACAUCGUGCGCAUCGUGGACGGACGCUCCCACGAAACACUUGGGCGCGUGGCCGCAUCUGUGCUACGCAUCCGGGACCUGACGGCGUGA
Messenger RNA from Manduca sexta (tobacco hornworm), 1668 nucleotides. RefSeq lists its product as uncharacterized. Lineage: Eukaryota; Metazoa; Arthropoda; Insecta; Lepidoptera; Sphingidae. The record is from RefSeq and is a predicted model, not a curated record. The transcript is spliced from 3 exons. The coding region runs from base 1 to 1668 and encodes 555 amino acids. Gene Ontology annotation, molecular function: nucleic acid binding. Gene Ontology annotation, biological process: DNA integration.